Molecule: messenger RNA, 1146 nt
Organism: Penicillium longicatenatum
Lineage: Eukaryota; Fungi; Ascomycota; Eurotiomycetes; Eurotiales; Aspergillaceae
Product: Norsolorinic acid reductase B
Exons: 5
Coding region: 1-1146 (381 amino acids)
Source: RefSeq, a predicted model, not a curated record
AUGAGCAUACUUGCACCACCGCCCAAAUCCCGACUCGGUCGUUACCGGCUCCUUGCGCCCACGGCGGCGGUCAAGGUAAGUCCAUUAUGCUUGGGAGCAAUGAACUUUGGGGAUAAAUGGGAAGCGAGACUCGGGAAAUGUGAUAAAGAGACAUCCUUCAAGAUCAUGGAUACAUUCUAUGAUAACGGGGGCAAUUUUAUCGAUACUGCUAGCAAUUACCAAAACGGAGAGAAUGAAAUCUGGAUCGGCGAAUGGAUGGAAAAGCGCGGAAUCCGGGACGAAAUUGUUCUGGCGACGAAGUAUUCCUCGCCGUGGCGCAGGCACAACGAAAAUGAGCUGCAGGCCAAUUACGUCGGAAACAAUGCGAAGAGCUUGAAGAUUUCUGUGGAGGCGAGCCUGAAGAAGUUGAAGACCGAUUAUAUCGAUCUACUUUACGUACACUGGUGGGACUUUAGCACCUCCGUCGAAGAGGUCAUGAACUCCCUUAACCAGCUAGUCACUGCUGGAAAGGUCCUCUACCUGGGUGUCAGUGACACCCCAGCCUGGAUCGUGAGCAAAGCAAACCAAUACGCACGCGACCAUGCCCUCCGCCCCUUCUCGGUCUACCAAGGCCAAUGGAACGCCGCCCGCCGCGACUUCGAACGCGAAAUAAUCCCCAUGUGUACAGCAGAAGGCAUGGGUAUCUGUCCCUGGGGCGCAAUCGGCGGUGGUGCCUUCAAAACAACAGCUCAUCGCGAGGAACUCGACAAGAACGGGAACCCAGGUCGACAAGUCGAGGUUCGAGAGAUUGAUACCAAAGUCUCGAAGGUUCUGGAGAAGAUUGCGACACGCCAUAACAGCAUCAUUACGGGCGUGGCGCUCUCUUACCUCAUGCAUAAGUUUCCUUAUGUCUACCCAAUUGUUGGGGGGCGGAAGGUUGAGCAUCUUGAGGGGAAUAUCGAUGCUUUGAGGUUGCAGCUUUCGGGGGAGGAGAUUGAUGAGAUUGAGGGUGCUUAUGAGUUCGACUUCGGGUUUCCGAUGAAUUUCCUUUUCAAGAGUGAGAAGAAGGAGGCGCAUCCGGGAUAUUCUCAUUGGAUGAAUAUGGCUGCUAGGUUUGAUUAUCCUGAUCUUGUGAGGCCUCCUGCUACGAAAUCGGUGGACGAGUAG